Messenger RNA from Penicillium alfredii, 1251 nucleotides. RefSeq lists its product as uncharacterized. Bases 1 to 1251 code for a protein of 416 amino acids. NCBI's taxonomy places the organism in Eukaryota, Fungi, Ascomycota, Eurotiomycetes, Eurotiales, Aspergillaceae. The record is from RefSeq and is a predicted model, not a curated record. The transcript has 2 exons.
AUGAAGCUGCCAACGCCCGUAGCAUCGGUGGUGUCGGCUAUCGCCUUCGCCAGCCUUGUACAAGCCCAUCCACCAGCGAGCCACCCACCCCCAAACAACCCCCUGUGUGUGUGCCAACCGGCUGUCUGCGGCAACCCAACCUCGCUGUCUAGCGCGCUGGCCGACCUCUCGACGGCGGCUUUGCCAGCCGCGACGCAGUCUCUGGCCCGGCGCAAGGAUCUCAGCAGCAACCCACUAUGCAACUGCAUGCCGGGCGUCUGCAGCAACCCCAAGGCACUGUCCAGCGCCAUGGCCGACUUGUCCUCAUGGGCCGAUGCCACCGCUACCUCGUCGAAUGCCGCCGCGACCCUCGGCGGUUCCUCGAGCGGCUAUAACGACGCGACCGGCUGGAAUUCUCUUCCUACCGUGUCUGUGUCGACUUCGGGGUCUUCUUACAAUGAAAUCCCCGGCCCGACGUCGUCGUCUAACCCGUGGAAGCAGUCAUCGUCACAGCCCUGGAACCCAUCUCUGACUGGCACAUUCAGCUCCGGGGCCUCGUCUGCUUCGUUCAACUUCAAACCGGCUUCCAGCACUAAGGGUUCCGCCAUACCGGCUGUGUAUAAGAGUACGCCAUCUACUUCAGCUACUCCUAGUACCACCAAGCCGAAGCCAUCUGUUUCAACGACUUCCAGUACCACUAAGUCCACCAAGUCCAUCAAGUCGACGUCAUCUUCUUCAGCUAUUUCCAGUACUACGAAGUCAAAACCAUCGUCUUCGGCUACUCCCAGUACCACCAAGUCCACACCGCUCCACACCUCGAGCCGCAGCUCGCCCUCGCCCAAGGCCACCAAGAUGCCAGACCAGUGGGCCAAGCUGAUCGUCGUGAAGACCGAGUGCAGAGCCGAACUGCACAAUAUCCAAGGCUUCAGUGGCAAGUCGAAGAAACUUGGACAAUUCAUCCAGUUCGGCAAUGGAACCGAGCUGUGCGUCAGCAACAAGGAAUAUGAACACUCCGAGACCCGGGACGGCAAGUUCUCAUUGACUUACAAGCCGACCGACGACCACCCCGCUGGCUACCUGAGCUUCGAGCACCAGGUCCGCAACACGACCUUUGCCGGGACUCUGUCGCAGCAUUUCCCCGUGGGACUGCAUCCUGACUGCCAGGUCGGGGUGGACGGUCACUCGUUCUUUGUCCCGACAAAGUGUGCCAAGGGGAUUGAUUUGAAGGCGUGGCGCAAGCUAUUUCCCAAGGAGCGUAUCAAUGUCAUCUGA